AUGGAUCCUACAUCCUCUAAACCAGGCCGUUCUCUUGGUACCACACUGGAGGGUCCCUCUGGUGAAGCAGACGAUAUAAAUCUAACCAACAACUUCGAUUUUGCAGGCGCUGAGGUUGAGACGGCACAUGAAGUAUCUUCUGAUAGGCCUGCAGACUUGGAGACCAGUCCAUCCAAGCAGCGCACUCUUCCAGAUAAAUUGACGGGUACAUUAUAUGCUAACUGGAAAAAGCUCAUACCCACCCUCAUAGACCCGCAAUUGAAGUAUUAUGCGCGCACUCUUGGCCAAGCCCUGGAGACAACUCACAAUGUUAUCUCUAGAAGGACUAGUAUAUUGUGUCUGUUCUUUGAUAGUAAGCUAUUCCCUACCGCACCUUCACAACCUCGUAUGGCGGUCUCCAUCGAUCUAUUGUCUUUUUAUCGAGCAUUAUUUGAGCGCUCUUGCGACACCAUCAACGCUCUUGCAUCUGCACUCAAAACUCACUAUUCAUUGAAGGGUGACGUUGUGCAGGAACCCUUCCGUCGUGGUUUAGAUCAUGUGGCCGGUCUUCAAUCACCCCAACCACUCGCCUUAGCACAUGCAGAAUAUUCAGCUGCAAUUGGCUUACACCAUGGCCAAUGUGCAUCGCUCCUCAUCCAACAAUGUCCAGCAUGUUUCAGUGGCAUGCUGUUCGGAAGACCCGUUGACCAAGGUGGCGACAUACAUGUUGCUACUGACGGGAAUUUUCAUCAUCGCCACCGCCGAUCUGCCGGCGACUGUCCUCACUUUUAUGAGCCCACCUACUUCCUUCCUAAACAAAUUGAUACACAACGUAAGCAACCUGCGAAGGUACACACACCCCUUGUCCCUGAUGAGGCCAUCGACUUGUGUGAGAAUGCGUAUGAAGCUGCUGAUGGGAAGAAACAAAAGGCCGCGAUGGACAGCUUUGACGACACGGGAUUGAUGGCGCUGAUUUGCUGUCACGAUAUCCCCCUUUUUUUUGUUAAUAUUGAUUCCCCGGGCAAGCAGCAGAAGUAUCCGAUUGCGCUGAUCAAACAUUUGUUCACAUUGCUCCCUCCUCAAGCAACAGUCGUGACGCUCUAUGAUGUUGGAUGUGUUCUUGUGCGGACCCUUUCAAAUUUUGAGAUCCUCCCCAAGGAUAUCUUAUUACGUCUGCGCUUCGUGACCACAGCGAUGCAUGCCUAUGGUCACGAAUGGGCGUGUCAACUGGUGUAUAAUCCUCGAAUGUGCAUCGGGCUAGGGUUAUCUGACGGUGAGGGCACUGAGCGGCUGUGGUCGCGGCUUGUUCGCUUGAUAGGUGUUGAAAGGUCGUCAUCACGUCAGCGCCGUAUCUGGUUAAUUGACCGUCAAGCAACUGUGAUAGGAUCGGAAAUGAAAUCAGACCUGGGGGACUGGAUCAAACGCCGCCUCAAGCGGGGCAUCAAGGACCAGGGUUCUGCGGCGCUCGAUGUCAUCAACCGUUCCAAAACAUCUGUGGAGGACCUACAAGCUCAGUGGGCUGACCAGCAGCAAUUACAGGCCGAUCUGGAUGUCUUGGAUCGAGCUUUGCAGGCCACCAAGACUAUGCUGGAGAAGGAGGCAGCAUCGGAUGACACUCUCGAUGUCCUUGAGAGUCUACAGAGGGGCCAUGAUCGUCUCAUGAUGAAAGUCGAAGCAUUGUAUUCUUCACUUAACAUUAAUGAUAGAUUUCCCGAGCUCGACAGCGUCAAUCUUGACUUUGUUUGCGUCCUUCUCAUGGCAUGCGAUCUCAAGAUGAAUAUUCGAAAGCGUGCAAUCGCUAGUUUUUUUGAAUGGGACAAAUUGAAUUGUGCAGUAGGCGGAUCGCACCAAACAUUAGGGACGAAGCUUCACCAACAUACUCGAAAGGCUAUAGCCAAGCGUCAACCUGCGCUUAUGAUGGCAAUCCGAAAGUUCAAUUCUUACUAUGAACGAUUGGAGUCACUCUAUAAUCAUACUUGGAAUAUUCCGCUUCCUACCCCCCUUCCAACUAAAUUAGCUGAACUACGUGGUGACCAGACAUUAAUGCAGGAUGUCUGGGUCACGCCAUCAAUGGGAGAGGUGCCUCACUGGUUGGAAGACGCGGAUAUCAGGGAUGGAAUUCAUGCCCUUCUUAAACGUGACCGGUGCACAGAAGAGCGGUUACGCUUAGGUGAGGAGGCCAACAACUUGUACCGAUUCUUUGGAGAUGAGGUGACGGCGUUGGAGCUUUCAAUUGGAUUACCUGAAAAUGAGCACUUCCUUGUUCUGUUGCAACAGAGGCGCUUAAAUUUUCUCCGACUUCAGACACAAUGGUCCAACUUGCUCGUGUCUUCGCUUCAGUUUGUGAGCUGUGCACAGAAGGCGCUAGACCGUGCUCUAACGUAUUCUGGGGGUCCUCAAAGUACUAAUCUUCAUUUGGCAAAUGUGACGGUGCAGGAGCCUGCCUCUGAGGACAAGCUAGUGCUGCUGCCCGAGGCAGAUGACCUUCCAGAGGUCGAGCCCGAGCAAGCUGCGCUUGCCAAUAUCCUAGAGGGUGGUAGUGCUGGAGUGGAGUUCAAUGAGGAUCAAGACUUAGUAUCUAAUGUUUGUGCUGACAUAGUGUGGGAUUCCCCCGAGGGUCUCGUGGUUGACGAUUUCCGCCCCCCAUCUCAAGAUUCACAUGUUAUCAUGCCGGGACGCGUAGCUACAAGAACAACACCAUCAACUAGACAAUUUCCCUCGCUCCUCAAUGAUGUGUGUGUCAAUGGCUGCGCUGUCCUUCUGCAAAUGGACAUGCCCGAUCCGUCAGUAGUCUUCUCGACACACGACCUACCUCGCAUCCGCUAUAACGCAGCUGACGACAUGCUGUGGCGUAAUACAUCCUGGACAAAUUACUGGGCAAAAGAUGUCUGGGUCCUCCCAAUUCAUAGGCCAUCUAACAUCGGCCAAUGGGUGGUUUGCAUUAUCUACUUAUCCAGAAAAGAGCUUCAUCUAUUUGACAGUCUUGCUGAACGGAAGCCAUGGAAACAUGACGUCAAAGAUGUUAUGAAACUCAUUUGUCGUCUUCUGAUGGUGGCGCAUCAACGAGACCAGGAGGUUCAUAUUGAUAUGGAUGGUUGGGUAGCUUGCCCGUUGACUGUCAGACCUCUACAGACUAAUGGUUAUGAUUGCAGGGUAUGGAUUUUAGCAGCAAUUAUAGCUGUCCUACACGGACGACAGAUUACUGACCUGCGAUAUUAUCUACAUGCUCGCAUACUUUCUAUACCAGUAAUCUAG
Messenger RNA from Suillus paluster, 3234 nucleotides. RefSeq lists its product as uncharacterized. Gene Ontology annotation, biological process: proteolysis. The coding region runs from base 1 to 3234 and encodes 1077 amino acids. Gene Ontology annotation, molecular function: cysteine-type peptidase activity. Lineage: Eukaryota; Fungi; Basidiomycota; Agaricomycetes; Boletales; Suillaceae. The record is from RefSeq and is a predicted model, not a curated record. The transcript is spliced from 15 exons.